UUUACGAAACACUGCUGAAUAUAAACAUCCUCCGAUCUGCGCUUGACAUAUCAUAACACAUCUUGGCCAUGUAUAUACUUAAAUAAAGUAGUCAGUGUUCCAUAUCAGAUGUGAUAUUAGAAGUGAGGCCGGGAUGUGGCUUAUUCGCAAUGGGAAAUGUUUUCGUCAGAAAGAGAUGUCCCAGUCGAGUGACAUAUCAGGACAUGGCGAUAUUGCAAUUGAAACAGCAGCGAGAUAAACUAAAGCAAUAUCAGAAGAGAAUCACAUUACAGCUGGAGAAAGAGAGACUGCUGGCCAAACAGCUCCUGAAGGAUGGCAAGAAAGAACGAGCUCUUCUGCUGCUUAAAAAGAAACGCUACCAAGAUCAGCUGCUGGACAAGACCGAGAACCAGAUAGCCAACUUGGAGCGCAUGGUUCAAGAUAUUGAAUUUGCUCAGAUUGAAAUAAAAGUCAUUGAGGGUUUGAAAGCUGGCAAUGACUGUCUCAAGCAAAUGCAUGAGGUCUUGUCCAUCGAGAAGGUGGAGAGAAUACUGGAGGAGACACAGGAGGCCAUUGAGUAUCAGAAGCAAAUUGAUGAGCUGCUGGCAGGUUCUUUGACACAGGAGGAUGAGGAUGCUGUCUUAGCAGAGCUGGAGGCCAUCACUCAGGAAGAAGACAUAACCCUUCCAGAAUUACCCACAGAUCCCUUGCCGGUGGUGCCUAAAGGCGUGACAGAGGGAAAAGAGGCAAAAAUCAAGGUGGAGAGAGAAAUGCUGGCAGCGUAGUGAAACUCUGCUGUUUGAUCUUACACACUCACAUCCUGGCUCAUCAUUUUUUGUUUUGUUUUGUUUUUUAAUUAAAAAGAGAGCUUUGGGAGUAGAAUUGGCAGAAGAGAAGGCUUGUAUAUAUUCUCGGCAUACACACUACAAUCAUAAACAGUAUGUGAUUGUGAUGUGCACACAUUAGGAUCAGGGUUCCAACAGUCAUGGAAAACCUGGAAAUAUCAAUACAGUUUUAAAUUGUGAUUUCCAGGCCUGGAAUAUGGAAAAUGCAUGCUGUCAUAUUAAUAAAUAAAUAUU
This is a messenger RNA of Xyrauchen texanus (razorback sucker), 1058 nucleotides long. RefSeq names its product charged multivesicular body protein 6a (gene chmp6a). The coding region runs from base 150 to 764 and encodes 204 amino acids. Gene Ontology annotation, cellular component: ESCRT III complex; multivesicular body. The transcript is spliced from 8 exons. NCBI's taxonomy places the organism in Eukaryota, Metazoa, Chordata, Actinopteri, Cypriniformes, Catostomidae. Gene Ontology annotation, biological process: vesicle budding from membrane; late endosome to vacuole transport via multivesicular body sorting pathway. The record is from RefSeq and is a predicted model, not a curated record.